AUGGAGGCUCUAAGGGAAGGCUUCGGCCUGAGGCGGCUGUGCUGCAUCAGUGCCGUGGCGGCAUUUUGCUUAUUCGGAGCAAAGCCGAGCCAAGCGGCAGCUUCUAACGGCUCGCAGGUAGUGUCCAACCCAUGGGGAGAUUCCAUGCAAAAGUUCAACAUCCCAUACACUCACGGCAGCGGGGUAUACGUAGACCUCGGGAACGAGAAGACAGUGAGCAACAAGAAGUACCGCGAGCCUGCGGGGAGGUGUCCUGUAAUGGGUAAGGAGAUAAAGCUGCAGCAGCCCACGACGGACAGCUCUAUAUGGCCUGGGAACUACCUGGAGAAGGUGCCCACCAAGGGGUCACCUCAGGACACGCGGCCGCUCGGGGGGGGCUUCGCCAUGUGGGACACAAAGCCCGUCAAGAUAAGCCCCUUGACUCUGUCAGAGUUGGAGACGCUGGCGCAGCAGCAGCGGGCCAAAAACGAUCCCACCUCCCCCGCCUCGGAGAAGCUGGCGAAGGUCACCGACGGGCUGGGGCUGUGUGCGUGGUGGGCGUGGGCGACGUACGUGCCCAACGGGACUACGGACUUGAACGACAAGUACAGAUACCCUUUUGUUUGGGACGAAGAAACCAAAGUGUGCACUUUGCUGGGAGUUUCCAUGCAGCUGCUCGAGGGUGCCGGCAAGUACUGCUCCGUCGGCGACGCCUCCCCAGCCCUCACUUGGUACUGCUUCCACCCCGAAAAGACCACCCGGCUGGUUUCUUACAACUCCCCUUAUGUGCGCGAAGACCACGCCACGGCUUGUCCCGAAAAAGCCGUUUUAGGAGCUCAUUUCGGAACUUGGGACGGGACCACUUGCCAGCGCAUGAAGGCUGCAAAGCAAAUCACCGUCGGCAGCCCCACGGAGUGCGGCAAAGCUGUCUUCAAAGUUUCUUCUUCAGACAAUCCCACGCAGUACACGAAGCCGCCCACCACUGAGGGCAGCAGCAGCACCAGCUCCAGCAACGCAGUGGCCACCAUGUGGCCUGUGGGCGCCUUUUCCAAGGACCAGCCCCACACGCAGGGGGUGGGCACCAACUAUGCCAACUGGUACACCAAUGGUACUUGCGAAAUGUAUGACAUGGUCCCCACUUGCUUCACCCUCGCCCCCAACCAGUUCUCGUUCACAUCUUUGGGAUCGGUCGAUCCCAGCACUGCCGAGCUGCCCCCCUGCACCGAAGCCAGCGAGGGCUGGGAAAUCUACGGCUACUGCGAGUGCGGAGACGGCCACUCGAAGCCCUGGAAGUGUGAGAACGGCCAGUGGGUUGGCGGCGGCGACGACUGCAACUGCAGCAGCAUCCUUCCCGUAGCCUUGGGCAUUAGCUUCGGCCUGCUUGUGCCGAUUGCCGCUCUUAUCGGCUACUUCAUCUACAAACGAAAAAAAGACACCAGCAUCGCAAAGAACCCUGAGAAGAAGAAGCUUCUGGACGGGGACGACGAGAGGGAUGAGGAGUUCUUGAAAGUGCAAGAGAAGAGGAAGCACAAGCAAAGUGAUUUGGCCCAAGAGGCCGAGCCUUCCUUCUGGGGAGAAACUCCCCAGGACCAAACAAACGUUGUGGUCGACCAGAACGCCCACGACGCCUACUACUAA
Molecule: messenger RNA, 1617 nt
Organism: Eimeria necatrix
Lineage: Eukaryota; Apicomplexa; Conoidasida; Eucoccidiorida; Eimeriidae
Exons: 5
Coding region: 1-1617 (538 amino acids)
Cellular component (GO): membrane
Source: RefSeq, a predicted model, not a curated record